Messenger RNA from Hypoxylon trugodes, 1629 nucleotides. RefSeq names its product aspartate kinase. The coding region runs from base 1 to 1629 and encodes 542 amino acids. Gene Ontology annotation, molecular function: aspartate kinase activity. The transcript is spliced from 7 exons. NCBI's taxonomy places the organism in Eukaryota, Fungi, Ascomycota, Sordariomycetes, Xylariales, Hypoxylaceae. The record is from RefSeq and is a predicted model, not a curated record. Gene Ontology annotation, biological process: amino acid biosynthetic process.
AUGGUGACUGCGACCGCAACAGCGACCAAGCCCUGGCUAGUCCAAAAGUACGGUGGCACCAGUUUAGGAAAGUUGCUAGAGACUAUUUGCUGCAACAUCAUCCCGCGGUAUAGCGCCGAGAACAAUCUCAUCGUCGUCUGUUCGGCCUUAUCUGGAACGGUCAAGGCGAGUGGGACAACAAGUCUGUUGCUGCAGUGCAUAUCGUGCGCCGAGCUAGGAGUUGAUUCGCAGAAACGGUUGAUAGAUCUGGUGGGCCUGAUAAAAGAUAACCACUUGAAAGUGUUGGCGGCGUUUUCAAGCUCCCCUGGACGGGAUACUUCUCAUUUCGAAGACAUCGUAUCGGAUAUUAAGAAGGAAUGCGAAGGUCUUAAGAGGUUUCUGCUCGCUGCACAGAUUAUUGGAGAAUUAUCGCCGCGAUCUAAAGACCGCGUCAUCUCCCUGGGAGAGAAGCUUUCGUGCAUGAUAGUCGCGGCUUGCCUAACAAGCAUAGGGACCCCAGCGAAAGCGGUUUUCUUAGAUAACAUAAUAUCAUCUGCCUUUGGCAAUUCUGUUCAUGACCAAGUGGCUGCACUCGAGAGGUUAGGCCCAAAGUUCUACCAUGUCUUGGCCGACCAAAUAUCUGAGCGCAUCCGGGAUUGUGGAAACACAAUCCCUAUCGUAACUGGAUUCUUUGGCAUAAUGCCCGACUCGCUUCUUCAGACAGUCGGAAGGGGAUAUUCGGAUCUUUGCGCAGCUAUGUGCGCAGUGGGUGUAGCGGCGGAAGAACUACAAAUAUGGAAGGAAGUCGACGGCAUAUUCACAGCAGAUCCGAGAAAAGUGCCUUCGGCGCGGCUGUUAUCAACAGUAACGGAUGAAGAGGCGACGGAGCUAACGUACUAUGGGAGUGAAGUUAUCCAUCCAUUAACAAUGGACCAAAUUCGGGAAGCCUGCAUACCGCUACGGCUGAAGAAUGUCUUCAAGCCACUAGGACAUGGUACCAUCAUAUAUCCCUCAACAACUAACAAUACUCCGAUAAGUCCAGCGAGUACAUCAUCCGAUGAGUCGGAUAGCUCCUCGCCUCGGAUUACUCCGCUGUCAAGCUUCAUGUUGAAGAACGGAUACCAUGGAACGGAGCAAGAGCGAAGGAGACCCACUGCCGUGACAGUUAAAGAUGACAUUCUUCUUAUCAAUGUCGUCUGCAAUCGGAACACCAAAUCUCAAGGCUUCUUGACGCAAGUGUUUGACCGUCUAGAGCGGAACAGGAUCCCUGCAGACCUAGUAGCCACAAGCGAAAGACACGUGAGCCUCGCAGUACAGUCCCCGGCAAACCCUAGCGCACUGUUGCGACUCAAAGAAGAGCUCGAGCGGUUCGGCCAAGUUGGUAUCUCACCUAAUAUGUCUAUCGUGACGGUUGUUGGUCAUAAAAUGCGUAAUAUGGUCGGAGUAUCCAAUGAGAUCCUUUCAGCGCUGGCUUCAGCUCAGAUAAGCAUCUACUUGAUAAGCCAAGGCGCGAGCAAGAUCAACAUAUCGCUGGUGGUGGGGGCGGACGACGCGCUCGCGGCGAUGAAUGCGAUACACAGUGAAGUGCUUAAGAUCCCGACACAUAGGGAACAAGAGAAUCGGUUCAUUCCAGGACCGUGGUUAUACUGA